AUGGAAGAGUCUGAUUUAUUGGAGAAAGAUCUGAUCGACCGCGAUAAAUUUCGGGGCGGCGAUCGACCUCCAGAGGCUGUUGAUUCUGGAAAAGAUGCCGCGAACGGAAUAGCAACGAAUAACGAAGACAUUGCUAUGGCGGACGCUGACGGCGAAGGCCUUCUCGAGAACGGCGUUGCGGAUGCGACCGACGCGGAGCCGGUCGCUGGACCGACGACUGCGGAGGGAGGAAAAGACGAGGAAAUGCGAGACGCGGAAGCGGUGACAGGCGACGGCGACGCGAGCGACGGUCGCGCGAAUGACGUCGAGCGCGUCGACGCGGCCGCUGCGCCUGACGCAGCUGCUGCGACGCCCGCAGGUGCGGACGAAAAUGCGGGUGUCGACGCGGCGGGUGUUGAGGCUGGUGGAAAUAAGCAAGCUGAUGGCGUGGCUAACGGAGUUGACGGCGAGGGGGGAACGGAGGGCGCGGAGGAGCAAGAAGGGAAGAGUGGCGAGGCGAAGGAGCAGCGGGCUGAUGAGACGCGCGACGACGGUGGGUUGGAGGAAAAAGCGGUGAAGGCGGAAGAGAAAGCGGAAGCGAAACCGGAGGACCAAGCGGAAGAGAAAGCGGGAGAAAAAAUGGAGGAGGAAUCGGGGGAGGGGGCGGAAGGGAAAGCGGAGGGGAAAGCGGAGGAGGAAGCGGAGGAGGAAGCGGGGGAGAAAGCGGGGGAAAAAGCGGAGGCGGAAGAGAAAGAGGAGGGGAAAGCGGACGAGAGAACGGAAGAGAAGAUAGAAGAGAAAGCAGAAGAGGAAGCGAAAGCGGAAGGAGAGGCGGAAGGGGGUGCGGCGGAAGGAGUGGAGGCGGAAGGGAUGGAAGCGGCAGGCGGAGAAGUGGCAGCAGAAGGGGGAACGGCGUCCGCGACUGAUGCGGGUGAGAAGGCCCGCGACGAGGCGGAGAAGGGGAGCGCGGAGGAGGAGGAAGAGGGGAAGGACGAGGAGGAGGGGACUGAGGGGACCGAAGCGAAGGAGGGGGAGGCGGAGAAGGAAGAGGAGGAAGUGGAGGGGGAGGGGGAAAAGGAAGAGGAGGGGGAGGCGGAGAAGGAAGAGAAGGGAAAAGAGGGGAAAGCGGGGAAGGACGCGAAGGAGGGGAAGGGCGAAAAGGAAGAGGACGAGGAAAAGGGGCCGAAAGAGGGGAAGAAGAGCAAGGGGGGAAAGGAGGAGGUGCGGCGGAAGCAGCGGGAGGACAGGCCCGGGCAGGGCGCGGACGGCAGCGACCAGCGCAAGGCAGCAAAGAGCGCGUCCCCCCAUCUCCGCCCCCACGGCACGCCCGCCAAGGCCUCCGCCAAAGCCCCCCCUUCUCCCGCCACCCCCGCGGCUGGCAGGGCGCGCGCGGGGGAGGAGGAGAGCGGGGGGAGCGAGGACGAGGGGGAGUGGGCGCCAGUGGUGCACGAGCUGGUGUGGGCCAAGGUGCGCUCGCACCCCUGGUGGCCUGCGCGCGUUCUCUCCCCCUCCGAGGCCACCCCGCGCGCGCGCGCGCAGCACCGCUCGGGGCACCUGCUCAUCGGCUUCUACGGCGACCAGACCUUCAACUGGUUGCGCCCCAUGGAUCUGCUGCCAUUCGCGGAGCACUACUGGGACAAGUCGCAGCAGACGCCCAUGAAGCUCUUCUGCCAGGCCGUGGCGGAGGCCCUCGUGGAGCUGGACGACCAGGUCGCCAAGGGGCUGCUGCACGGCGCCCCGCCCUCCACCCUUGCUGCACAGCACCGCCGCGUCAACCCCACCGUCAUGCUAUCCUACCUGCGAGCCACGGCCCGCAAUCCCAUCGGCGGGCACCGCGAUGCACUGCUGGCGGCAGUGCUGCGGCAGCGGUUCAUGGAAGGGGGCGGGGAGAAGGCGCAGGUGGGGCGCGGGGAGCAGGGCGCGCGCAGGCCCGACCUGGGGGAGCUGUUUCUGGUGGAGGGGCGGCUGGUGGUGCCCGAUGGGGAGGGGGGCGCGGGCGCUGGGGCGGAGGGGAAGAAGAAGGGCGGAGAGAAAGGGGGGAAGCGGAGGGCUCAUGUGGAGGAGGAAGAGGAGGAGGAGAAAGAGGAGGAGCACGAGGAGGAGAAGGUAGAGGAAGAGGAGGAGGAAGAGGAGGUGGUGGUGGUGAAAGAGAAGAAGAAGCGAGGGCGGAAGUGGGAGGAGGAUGAUGAGGAAGUUGAAAUGGGUGAGGAGGAAGAGGAGGAGGACGAGGAAGAGGGGAGGAGGAAGAAGGGGCGAAAGGGCAAGCAGAGGGAGAAGGGCGGAAAGAGGCGUGGGAGGAAGAGAAAGCACGAGGAGGACGAGGAGGAAGAGGAGCAAGAGGAGGAGGAGAAGGAGGAGGAGCAAGAGGAGGAGGCGGGGGAGGAAGAGGGUCUGAAGCGGAGGAAGAAGAAGAUGAGAAGGCGCAAGUCGGAGGGGGGAGCUGGCGAGGAGAGGGAGGGGGAGGAGGGGAAGCGGCGGAGGAGGAAGAAGCGCGUGGUGGACGAGGAGGAGGGCGCGGAGGGGGCUGCAGGGGAGGAGGGAGCCGCGGACGAGGGAGCAGGGGGGGAGGAGGAGAGGGUGGGGGCAGGAGUGGCGGCAGGGAAGAAAGAGGGGGAGGGAGAGGCGAAGGAGGGGGCGGAAGGGGCGGAGGAGCAGGGGAAUGAGGGCAAGUCCCCGGUGCACUCGCCGCUGCACUCACCCGUGCAGUCGCCUGGGGGGGCGGGGGCGGGGGCGGGGGCGGGGGCGGGUGGUGGGGCAGGGGGGCGUGGCAAGGGGCGGCCGAGCAAUGCGCACAAGUGGGCGGUGGAGAUGCAGCGGCUGGGCAUCAAGGCCGCCGCUGAAACCGCACGUGACGACCUGCUGCGCCUUGCUAGGAGCCCCCUGGACCUGGCGGAUCUGAGCGAGACACUGAAGCCCGUGGCAGCAUGGCGCCAGCACACCUUCUGGUUCGCCCGCUCGCACAAACCAGCACCGGCUGCAGCUGCUGCUGCUGCCAGCAAGGGUCCGUGUUUCCUUUCUCCUCUACCCCCUUCCUCUUUCGUUGGUCGCUCGCUCCCUCCACCCACCACCCCGUUGCUCAUGACUGUGCGCUCCUCUCCUUACCUUGCGGUCAAUGCUAUGCUUCUGUUCUGCGCGCCCUCUGUCCGCCCGGCAGGCGAGGCAAAGAAGGCCCCGGCAGGCAAGGCAGGCCCGGAGGCGGCGGGUGAAAAGAGUGCAGCGGUGGAAGAGGCGCAGAGAGAGGUGGGCGCGGAGGGAGGCGCGAGGGUGGAGGCAGAAGGGAAGGCUGCGGAGGAGAAGACGCCUGGCGAGGGUGCUGUGGGUGGCGCUGGGGGCGAGGAGGAGGAGAAGGGGAAGGAGGAGGAAAAGGCGAAGGAAGAGGUGGCUGGUGGUGAAGGUGCUGCUCCGAUGGUGGAGGGAGGGCAGGCGGAGGCAGGCAAAGAGGAGAAGGAUGCGGGUGAGGAGGAGGAGAAGGUUGGAAAGGAAGGGGUAAGUGGGGAGAAGGAGCGUGAGGGUGAAGGGGCGAAGGAGGAGGAGAUGAGUGAGAGGGAGAAGAAGCAAGGCGAGCAGGUGAGGGAGAAGGGGGUGGAGGAGAAGGAAAAGGAGGAGGAGGGAGAGGGAGUGAUAACAGGCGAGGUGGAGGAGGAGGACAGGUGGGAGGAGGAGGCGGAGGAGGAAGAGCCGGUGCCGCGCCCACCCCCACCAGCGGCACCACCACGCAAGGCAGCUGCAGCAGCAGGGGCAGCAGGGGAGGAGGGGGCGGGAGGGGCGGUGCGGCCUCGGGGGCGGACCAAGGCGGAGGUGAAGGCGCGGCGGCAGCAGCGGCUGGUGGACGCCCGCCCUGGCAGUGAGAGCGAGGGGGGCGAGGGCGACGAGGACGAGGACGGGCGCAGCGAUGAGGAGAGGCCUGUGGCAGCGCGGGGCAGGGGGCGUGGCCGUGGGCGCGGGCGGGGGUCGAGAGGAGGGAGGGGCGGGCGGGGCAGAGGAGAGGCAGGAGGGGAGGCAGGGGGGAGAGAGGGGUUGAGUUCAACUGGGAGGGGGAGGGGGAGGGGGAGGGGAAGGGGGAGAGGCAGGGGCAGGGGCAGGGGGCGAGGAGGCGAGGGAGGAGGGGCGGAGGGCGGAGUGGCGGAGGGGGGUGAGUGGGAGGAGGGGAGGCAGCGUGACGUGGGGGAGGCGGGGCAGGAGAGGGCGUUGCGGCAGCGCAAGGUGGGGGUGCCGGCGCGUGUGGAGGGGGACGCUCUGAGCCCAGAGGGCCGGCGGCGGUCGCUGCAGCAGCUGGCCGCUGCUAAGAGGGAGGCACGCGGCGGGGCAGGCGCUGAUGAAUCGCCCCCCCAUGCGCUUGCGCUGACAACACAAGAUGCCACGUCAGUCCCACCAGGAUGGCAGCAGGUGCGUGUUGUGCUCUUGGCGCAGCUGCGCGCCACCUUCGCGCGCUUCGGAGCGCUGCUGGGCGCCAAGCUCAUCAAAUACCAGGGCGUCGCUGAGGUGCCUCAAACGCCAUCUUCCCAACCCUCCCCCUCCCCUCCACCCGCCAUGCGGCAGGUGGUAUUCGAGGACCCGUCGUCAGCCACAGCAGCCAUGCCCCCCUCCCCUCUCCCCUGCCCGUCCCCCAUCCCCUCUCCCCUCUCCCCCAAGGUGGAAAAAAACGAUUGUGGUAUUCGAGGACCCGUCGUCAGCGACAACAGCGAUGCACGAGGCCAUGCACGGCUCCUCGCUCUUCGGCUCCUGGGACGUGCAGUUCCGCCUGCGCCCCUACACCGCCUCCGUCGGUGCCCCCCCCCGUUGCUUACUCUCGCUCUUCCUUUCCUCCGCUCCCCUCUCGUCUCCGCUCAACGCUGUGCCAUGCUGCUGGCGUGCCAUUCCCUCUUCCAAUGUUUUUUUCUCAGUGGUCGUCCUUGUCGCUGCUCUCUGCAUUUCGCCCUCUGCCUCUCCACAUGCACCUUCCCUCGCUCUCCCCCUUUCAACCACCUCGUCACCUCUCCUCUUCACCUUCGUCUCCUCUCUCAUCUCUCUUCUCGCCCCCUGCUCCCCUCCCCUGCCCCCUCUUCUCCCGCUCCCCUUCUCUCCUGCCACCAGAUUGACUCUGCAGUCCCCAUCAGGCCCACAUAUCCCUCCGCCCACACCCCCCCACCCUCCGCCCACGGCCCCCCUCCCUCCGCCCGCACCCCCCCUGCGCGCCUUCCCCCCGCGGCCUCCCCCGCCCCCACUCCCCCGCGCGCCCUCGCCCCUCCCCCGGCCGGUGCUGCCCUCGUGCCCGCCGCCGCUGCUGGCCGCCUCACACCCUCACAGCGCCACAGCCUGGUGCGUGCCAAUGCCAAUGCCAAUGCCAAUGCGUGCUGCCAAUGCGUGCUGUCGCUUCCAUCACCGUCUAAUUGCCGUCACCCGGGCACACCCGUGUCUGUUGCUAUCCUUCAGAUAUAUUUCUUUACUCCUUUUCUCUCUCUCCUCGCGCCCCACCCGUUGCCUCUCACCGGACUUUCCCCCUCGUCUCCCUCCUGCCAGCAACUAAUUCAUUCCACCCUCUGCUUCCCACCUCCACCUCUGCCUCGCCCCUCUCUGCACUUCUCCUCUCCUCCUUAUCUUCUCCCCACUCGCAUCUUUCCCCCCGCCCUCUCCGUCCCCUCCCCCCAGGCGAAUCCAGCGCAGGCGGCGCAGAGGCCGGGCAGUGCGGCCUGGAUGGGCACGCCCACCACGCUGGGCCCGUCCACGCGCUCGCUGCUGCCGCGCUCCGCCCUCGCGCUCUCCAAGGACCCCCGCCGACAGUCCCAUGCCCCCGCCGCCGCCGCCACUUCUCCUGGCGCUGCUGCUGGCGGGGGGGGAAUGGCGGGACAGCAAGGCAGGGAGGGGUUGCCUCCUGGGUUUGCAGCAGGGGCAGGGGGAGGGGGGGAUGGAGGAGGAGCGGAUGGGGGAGCAGGAGGUGGCGAUUGGUGGGACGCACAGGACGCCCUCCCCACACCCCCUGUGGAGCCAUCUGCACCCCCUCCCGCUCACACCCCUGCUGCACCACCCUCCCUCCCUUCUACCCCUGCCCCGCUGCCCACCGCCUUCUCUGCCCCUGCUGCUGCCACUGACGGCGCUGCUGCUGCCAUGGUUGCUGCUGGAGGAGCCGGGGCUGGGGAAGGGAGUGGUGGGGUGGGAGGGGCGGGGGCGGUGCCGGACAUAAAGCAGAGCAUGUUCAGCCUGCUGAGCAAGGUGCAGGCCAUCGUGUCGCAGCCCGAGGGGGAGGGGCGUGCAGCACAGGGGGCUGACAGCACCGCGUGA
Molecule: messenger RNA, 6237 nt
Organism: Closterium sp. NIES-65
Lineage: Eukaryota; Viridiplantae; Streptophyta; Zygnematophyceae; Desmidiales; Closteriaceae
Source: the annotation of a GenBank genome assembly